CCUCUGUUCAACUUUGGAAGCUUCUUAUACCUACCUCUUACCACCUACCUUCUACAACCUAUAAUCCACCACUUCUUACCCCUAUAGCCAUCGCACUGGGGGAGCGCAUGCGGCUCAGGGAAAGGCUGCCCUCACGCGUCGUGGUACCGCCUCGGCUUAAUUUGGUUUCGCGAUGAAGUUCACCGUCAUGAAGUUCUUUCGGCGCAGCAAGAAGCCGCUCCAACAGCCCAAGCCGUCAAAGAAAUCGGCCCAAGAUGAUUUGGAGAGGGAUAAAUAUCGGAUUUACAACCCGCAGCAGAGCGACUAUUACAACUAUGCCGCCCAAAGGGGUAGCGUGUUCGCGCCCUGGUUGGAGCUCCCCGCUCCUAUAUUAGAAAGGGUCUUCUCUUUUAUCUGUCCCCAUUGUUGUGAUGAGUCGUACGAGACGUGCGAGCAGAGCGCACUCGAGAACGCCUGCAUGCUUUGCGACCUACGCGACCUCUCGCAUGCCGGCCAAGUCUGUAAGCGUUGGAGGAAGGCUGCCGUUAAAUUAAUGUACCAUAGCAUCCGCAUCGAUUCCGUACAUUAUUGCGAGCGCGAGAUCGAUCUUUCCGAGAGGCGAAAACGCAGGAGUCGCUUCGAUCGCAAUGGCCUUCCCGAAGACACGGCUAGUGCUCGACUGCAGUUGUUGUGCCGAUCGCUACGCGAAGACCCGACACGGCUUGGUUGCCUCGUUCAAUACUUCAAGACGCCGUACAUGUUACGAGAGUCGAGUACGUCCACGCUCGCGCGGACCAUUGCCGUCUUGCCCAACCUCCGCUACGUCGACCUCCCCGAAGGACUAUUUAGCGAUGACCCGGCUUAUCAUACCCUCAAACUCGAGGUGCAAGCCCGCUGUCCAGACCUCAGAAAAAUGACGUACAUCGGUGGUAGUGAGCGGAGCUUGGAGGCGUUGAGUAGGGGUAAUGUAUGGCCGAACCUCGAGGUGUUAGAACUGACCAGAAUAAACAUGGAUCCGGCGAUGCUGCGACACGUCCUUUCUAUGCUUCGUCACCUACGAGCUCUGAAGGUUUCGGACUGCCGAAUCUUGGAUGACGAUAUAUUCAAAUACAAUGACACAUUGGCGGCUUUCCCAGCCUUGGAGGAAAUGAUACUAAUAGACACGCCGAAGCUCACCUCUGGAGGCCUAGUGGCGUAUCUAUCUAGGGACGAGACGCAGAGGCAGCUCAAAGUGCUCUCUCUUUCUAACACCGGGGUUCAAGCAUCUACGCUACACGAUGUAUUGGCUCAUGCGCCAAAUCUUACAGCCUUGUCCAUCAUUGACCAAGUAGAUUCCCCGUUCCCAUCUCACUCGGGACCCCUCCCGCCACUGACGAACUGGUCUCUACAAACUCUGCGCUUCGAAAUCACGGCGUCCCCGGCUACUGCUUCCUACGCGAGUAUUACAAGCGGUUAUUACAACUAUCUAGCAUCUUCCCUCUUUGCUGGUGGCUUACCGCGCCUAUCCGCAGUCUAUGUUCGCGACCAAGAUUUCCCAGACAUCCUCCUAGGCCUCCCGCCACCUAUGCCCGGGUUUGCUGGAGGCCAGCAACGACCCAGUAGCUCCAGCAGUGACCGCAUGUUCGGCAUGGGGAACGGUAGUCUUUCGCCGAUGAAUAAUGGUCACUUCGGCAAUGUACCCCCCCGCUUCAGUUCUAACAACCCUUUUGCGGCAGCACUAGGACCGUCUCGCGGAUUAUCACUCAACCAGACGCUGGAGGUUUUCACCAAAGGGGAAGACGAUGUCGAUUGGGGUAGCAUAAGAAUGGACCCCUUCGACGCUUACGGCGGUGUUGCGGGCAGCGGUAGCAGAGGCCGCAGUGGUAGUACUUCGAGCGGCCGCCCUCUAAGCAGUUACGGCCUAGCAGAUAUAGGGUCCGGGUGGCAAGCUGGUGGUGGAGCCAGAAAGAGUAUACUUGUGCAAGGAACCGGCGCCGGUAGCUUCUUGGCCGUGCCAGGCGGACACGGGCGUACUGGUAGUACCGCAAGCUCCAGCGCUGUGAAGGAGGAUCUAUGGCCAAGACCCAGCAGUAGCGCAGGAGCCAAGGGAGACCGAGACCUGUGGCGCUAAUAAGUAAACUCUAGAAGAGGACGUAGUGUUUAUUCUUAUAAUGGAUGACGAUGUUAGGAGAUUUUGGAGCUGAUGUUCCGGUUUGCUCGGGAACAAAAGGUGAUAAGUUCAAGAACCCAGUAGUAAUAGGAAUCAUCAAUUGUGCUA
Molecule: messenger RNA, 2236 nt
Organism: Annulohypoxylon truncatum
Lineage: Eukaryota; Fungi; Ascomycota; Sordariomycetes; Xylariales; Hypoxylaceae
Exons: 4
Coding region: 173-2089 (638 amino acids)
Source: RefSeq, a predicted model, not a curated record